AUGAGAGAUGGACUGUUAGUAGACCAGGAUCCUUCAUUUGAUAACGCUGAUAAGGUCAAUGGAACACAAACUCUUAGAAGAACAAAGCGUUUUUUGUCCUAUCCUCGUUAUGUUGAAGUGAUGGUGGUUGCUGACAACAGGAUGGUGGAGUAUCAUGGGGCUAAUCUCCAGCAUUAUGUUUUAACACUCAUGUCUAUAGUAGCCUCUAUCUAUAAAGACCCAAGCAUUGGUAAUUUAAUCAAUAUCGCCAUAGUAAAGAUAGCUGUCGUCCAUGAUGAACAGGAGGGUCCAUCCAUUUCUUAUAAUGCUCAAACUACACUAAAAAACUUCUGCAUAUGGCAACAAUCCCAGAACCACCCCGAUGACAGCCAUCACUCACAUCACGACACAGCGGUACUCAUCACAAGACAGGAUAUUUGCAGAGCCCAUGAGAAAUGUGAUACAUUAGGCCUAGCAGAGCUGGGUACAGUAUGUGACCCAUACAGGAGCUGUUCCAUAAGUGAAGACAACGGACUGAGCACAGCAUUUACAAUAGCACAUGAGCUUGGACACGUAUUUAACAUGCCACACGAUGAUAGUAAUAAAUGUAAGGAGGAGGGUGGCAAAAAUCAGCAAAAUGUUAUGGCUCCAACCCUCAAUUUUUACACCAACCCCUGGAUGUGGUCAAAGUGCAGCCGAAAGUAUAUAACGCAAUUUCUGGACACAGGUUAUGGGGAAUGUCUGCUUGAUGAACCUGUCUCAAGAGCGUACUCUUUACCUCAACAAAUGCCUGGCGUCCUAUACAAUGUCAACAAGCAAUGUGAGUUAAUAUUUGGACCGGGAUCGCAAGUUUGCCCAUAUAUGAUGCAGUGCCGGAGACUGUGGUGCAUUAAUAUGGAGGGGCCACACAAGGGCUGCCGAACACAGCACACACCAUGGGCAGACGGGACGGAAUGUGAGCCGGGAAAGCACUGCAGGUAUGGCGUGUGUAUCCCGAAAGAGCGCGAUUCCUCCGUUAUUGAUGGCUCCUGGGGGUCAUGGAGCCCUUUCGGGGCUUGUUCCAGAUCUUGCAGCGGGGGAAUUAAAACUGCCAUCCGGGAGUGCAACAGACCAGAGCCAAGAAAUGGCGGCAAAUACUGCGUGGGGCGCCGAAUGAAAUUUAAAUCCUGCAACACUGAACAAUGUACUAAGCAAAAGAGGGACUUUCGUGAAGAACAGUGUGCUGACUUUGAUGGAAAACAUUUUAAUAUCAAUGGUCUACCUCCGAACGUCCGCUGGGUGCCAAAGUACAGCGGAAUUCUAAUGAAGGAUCGCUGUAAACUGUUUUGCCGCGUGGCAGGAAGCACAGCCUAUUAUCAGCUCAGGGACAGAGUAGUGGAUGGGACGUCAUGCGGACCAGACACAAAUGACAUCUGCGUGCAAGGACUGUGUCGGCAAGCUGGUUGUGAUCAUGUCCUAAACUCAAAAGCCAGAAGAGAUAAGUGUGGAGUUUGUGGUGGAGACAAUUCAUCCUGUAAAACCAUAGCUGGAACAUAUAAUAUAGUACAUUAUGGCUACAAUACUGUGGUGCGUAUUCCGGCCGGUGCUACCAACAUCGAUGUGCGGCAGCACAGCUACUCAGGAAAACCGGAAGAUGAUAACUACCUUGCUUUGGCAAACAGCCGUGGAGAAUUCCUUCUCAACGGAAACUUUGUGGUCAAUAUGUUCAAAAGGGAAAUCAAAGUGGGGAACGCAGUCAUUGAAUACAGUGGUUCUGACCACACCAUUGAAAGAAUUAAUUGUACCGAUCGGAUUGACCAAGAAAUUAUCAUUCAGAUAUUAUCGGUCGGCAAUUUAUAUAACCCAGAUGUCCGAUAUACUUUCAAUAUCCCUAUUGAAGAUAAACCUCAGCUUUUCUAUUGGAACCCAUAUGGACCUUGGCAAGCAUGCAGUAAAAUCUGCCAAGGAGAAAGGAAAAGGAAGCCUAUUUGUACCAGAGACUCAGAGCAAUUAGUGGUCUCAGACCAAAGAUGUGAUCGAAUUCCUCAGCCUGAGCUGGUAACUGAGCCCUGUAACACUGACUGUGAAUUGAGGUGGCAAGUGGCCAGAAAGAGUGAGUGCAGUGCCCAAUGUGGCCCCGGCUACCGCACACUUGAUUUCUACUGUACCAAAUACAUCAAGUCCGAGGGAAAGAUGGAUAAGGUAGAUGACCGGUUUUGUGGCAGUCUACAAAAGCCCAACACCAAGGAGAAAUGUUAUGAGGAUUGCAACACUGGAGGAUGGAGCUACUCAGCCUGGUCAGAAUGCUCUAAGAGUUGUGGCACAGGUUCGAGGAGGAGGAGAGCUGUGUGUGUAAAUUCUUUCCGCGAAGUUCUGGACGACUCGAAAUGUAACCACCAGGAAAAGUUAACAGAGCAACGUUGCAGCGAUGUCCAGUGUCCGCAAUGGAAGACAGGUGACUGGUCUGAUUGCCUUGUGACUUGUGGGAAGGGACAUAAACACCGGCAGACAUGGUGUCAAUUUGGUGAAACGCUAGUAAAUGACCGAGUCUGCGAUCCAGAGACAAAGCCGAUUUCGGUUCAAUCUUGCCAGCAACAAGAAUGUGCAUCAUGGCAGGUUGGACCAUGGGGACAGUGUACAGCGGCGUGUGGCACAGGUUAUCAGAUGAGAGCUGUGAAAUGCGUUGUCGGUGCUUAUGGGGCUGUGGUGGAUGACAGCGAAUGCAAUGCAGCCACUCGACCUACUGACACUCAGGACUGUGAAACAGCUGCAUGCCCAGGCAUUCCUGAAACCAAGCAGAUUGCCCACAGCAAGACACAGUGGAGAUUUGGAUCGUGGACACCUUGCUCAGCAACUUGUGGAAAGGGGACUAGGAUGAGGUAUGUCAGUUGCCGUGAUGAUCAAGGAUCAGUAGCAGAUGAAUCAGCCUGUUUCACACCUUCCAAAGCCAUCCGCCACUGA
Molecule: messenger RNA, 2919 nt
Organism: Staurois parvus
Lineage: Eukaryota; Metazoa; Chordata; Amphibia; Anura; Ranidae
Source: the annotation of a GenBank genome assembly